This is a messenger RNA of Panthera uncia (snow leopard), 6885 nucleotides long. It is a transcript of the gene FBXW7, whose product is annotated as F-box and WD repeat domain containing 7. The transcript is spliced from 14 exons. NCBI's taxonomy places the organism in Eukaryota, Metazoa, Chordata, Mammalia, Carnivora, Felidae. The record is from RefSeq and is a predicted model, not a curated record. Gene Ontology annotation, cellular component: nucleus; cytoplasm. Gene Ontology annotation, molecular function: ubiquitin binding. Bases 3076 to 5211 code for a protein of 711 amino acids. Gene Ontology annotation, biological process: proteasome-mediated ubiquitin-dependent protein catabolic process; ubiquitin recycling.
AUUUUAUUGAGCUUUUUAAAUAACUAGCUUUUGUAUCCAUUUAUUUUUCUCUAUUUUACUGUUUUCAAUUACAUUGAAAUCCAUUGAUUUCUGCUCUUUAUUAUUAUCUUCGUGCUGUUUGCUUUGAGUUUAUCUUACUCUUCUUCUUUGCCCAGUUUCUUAAGGUGGAAUCUUUUCAAUUUAAAACUUUUCUUCUUCCUCUUCUUCUUCUUCUUCUUCUUCUUCUUCUUCUUCUUCUUUUUAAGUUUAUUUAUUUUUGAGAGAGAGAGAGUGAGCAUGCAAGUGGGGGAGGGGCAGAGAGCGAGGAAGAGAGAGGAUCUCAAGCAGGUGCUGCACUGUCAUCACAGAACCCUAUGUUAGGCUCAAACUCACCAACCAUGAGUUCAUCACCUGAGCUGAAAUCAGGAGUUGGGUGCUCAACCAACUGAGCCACCCUGGUGCCCCUCUUUUUCAUUUCUCAUAUAGGCAUUUAAUGCCAUUAAUUUCCAUCUAAACACUAUGUUGAUUGCAUCAUACUAAUUUUGGUAUGUUGUAUUUAUUUUCAUUUUCUAAUUUCCUUUGAGCCUUCUUUGAUCCAUUGGUUAUUUAGAUAUGUAGUUGAAUUCUUAUUUUAGGGAUUUUUUGGGAGGUAUUUUUCCUUUACUUAUUAAUAGCUUAGUUCCAUUAGAUAACCUAUUUUGUAUUUUUUUUAGUUCUUUUAAUUCUUUAAAUUUUGUUAAGGCUUGUUUUAUUUUGGUGAAUGUUUCAUUGUACACUUGGAAGGAAUGUGUAUGCCUCUGUGGGUCGUUGGAAUAAUUUGUUUUGAAUGGAAAGGGAAAAUGUUUUAACUUUUUAAUAAGAUUAGACCUUAAAUCCUAAUUCCUUGAAGCCAGUAGGGUAAUAGAAAAGGAUAUUGGUGGGGGGCACGUGGGUGGCUCAGUUGGCUAAGCGACAGACUUUUGAUUUCGGCUCAGGUCAUGAUCUCACCGUUUGUGGGAUGGAGCUCCACGUUAGGAUCUGCGCUGGCAGUUCAGAGCCUGUUUGGGAUUCUCUCUUUCCCUCUCUUUCUGUCUCCCCACCCCCACUCAUGCUGGCUUGUGCACACUCGCUCGCUCUCAAAAUAAAUAAAUUAGAAACUUAAAAAAAAAGAAAGAAAGAAAAGGAUCUUGGGGAUCUUGGGAUUCACAAUACUUGGUUUUAGAUAGGCUGCCUUUUGCUAUUUAUAUUAUUUCAGAUAAAUUCUUUUGGGCUUUUGUUUUCUCUAGUUGUUAAAUAGUAUUGAUACAUUUGAUUUUGUGAAAUUCUUCUUUUCUUUAAAAUUGUACGCAUCAAGUUUUAUAGUACCAGGUUUAAGGUUAAUAGGUUUAUUCUUUACUCCUUUUUUCGGUUAUUGUAUCAUUCUUUUCCUCAUUUUUAAAAACUUAGUCUGAAUAGUGUAGUUUUAGGGAUUAUAUGAGAUGUUAGGACCCUGUAAAGUUUCAAUCUAUUGUAGAAUCUGCCAGUUGCAGAUAUCAAGGUAGCAGUUUAUGUUUCUAGAUAAAGGCCAUGUUUCUGGAAAGGGUUUAGAAUUCUCACAGUGGUUGUAUAUGUCACUGCAAUAAAGUGAUCAGUUGGGGCUUGUGUUGACUUAAGGAGUGUGAAAAUGAUGGUGAAAGAUAUAUAAGGCACAAGCUUCGAAAGAAGUACAUUGUAAAAAUUGGCAAUUUACAAGAACUUAUGAGGAGUUUAGAAAUACUUGUAAGGUUUGUGGGAAUGUUGAAGAAUAUGGUGGGGGCUUAACUUUAUAAAAGAGUAUUUGUGUAGCGAAAAGGAUUAUAUAUAAAAUGUAGAUGAUUUACAACAAAACUUGUAUUUCGUAGUGUUGUAGCAGCUGGGACAAGUCAGAUAUUUUAAAGAUACCAUGAAUUUACUUUUUAAAUUUGUAAAUAGUGUCUAUGGUAAUCAGAAUGUUGAGGGAUUCUGGGGCACCUGGGUGGCUCAGUCGGUUGAGUGUCCAACUUCGGCUCAGGUCAUGAUCUUGCAGUCCAUGAGUUUGAGCCCCAUGUCAGGUUCUGUGCUGAUAGCUUGGAGCCUGGAGCCUGCUUCCGAUUAUGUGUCUCCCUCUCUCUCUGCACCUCCCCUGCUCAUACUCUGUCUCUGUCUCUCUCAAAAAUAAAAUAAACAUUAAAAAAAAAUGUUGAGGGAUUCCUUUCAAACUCUUUGAAGUAUUGUUUAAGCAUUUCUUUGCAGUUUUGAAGCAAUCAGGCAAGAUGCUUCAGAGGAUAAAUACUGAGUGCUGUGUCUUCUUUGUUCAGGAAAUAGAAAUGCAACAUGAGAUUUUUAAAGUGUAAAUUUACAUCUUUUGCAGAAAAUGUGAUGGGGUGAAGGUUUUUGAAAACAUUUGAAGGUUGUACUGGGAUUCACUUCUGUAUAAGGUGGAGAUAACACUGUUGAUUUGUACUGGGUUGAUUUGUGAAAUAUUGUAAUUAGGCUAAAUUGAAUGGGUGAUGGGUAAUUUGAGAAACGAUUUCUAAUGUUUGUUCCAGGUUAUUCAAGAUCUGAUCUUUCUAACUACUUACAACUUUUGACUAGCUGAGAUCCUGCUUUUUUUAUAUUCAUCACCAGUCUACCUCUUGCUUUUCCACCUACAAAAUUAAAAUAGAAAACAACAAAAAAUAACAGUAUAUAGGGAAUAAUAAAUAAUAUAGGGAAAUAUAUCAUUAGCAUAACAUAUAUAAAUAAGUAUAUUUAAAGAUGCAAGAUUUUCAAAUACAAAUAUUUGCAUGGUUAUAGUUCAUGAGCAAUCUUUAUUAAAUUUGUUGCUAGGUGAACGGUAUGUAGUCACUGAAUUCAUUCAUUCUGUGUCUCUUUUGUUUUAGGGGAAGACUGUUCUACUUACAUCCUUAUUGUCCUCUUUGGGAUCUUUAGUAUUACUGGAAAUUAUAGUUAGGGAAUCUCAACCAGCAGAGGGAUUUUUAACAGGCUGCCUAAGUAUUUGGAUUACUUCCUUAGGAUAGAUUGCCAGAAGUGGAGUUACUGGGUCAGAGGAAUGUGAAAUCCUUUGCAUCUUCUGAUAGUCUAGCCAAGGUCCAAGAAGUAGCAAGCUGGCUUUUGGAAAUGAAUCAGGAACUGCUCUCUGUGGGCAGCAAAAGACGACGAACUGGAGGCUCUCUGAGAGGUAACCCUUCCUCAAGCCAGGCAGAUGAGGAGCAGAUGAACCGCGUGGUAGAGGAGGAACAGCACCAGCAGCAGCAGCAGCAGCUCCGACAACAAGAGGAGGAGCACACCGCAAGGAAUGGUGAAGUCAUCCGAGCAGAACCUAGGCUUGGAGACCAGAACGACUCCCAGCAAGGACGGUUGGAAGAAAACAACAAUCGAUUCAUUUCGGUAGAUGAGGACUCCUCAGGAAAUCAGGAAGAACAAGAAGAGGACGGAGAACAUGCUGGUGAGCAAGAUGAGGAGGAUGAAGAGGAAGAGGAAAUGGACCAGGAGAGUGAUGAUUUUGAUCAGUCUGAUGACAGUAGCAGGGAAGAUGAACAUACACAUAGUAACAGUGUCACAAACUCCACUAGUAUCGUGGACCUGCCUAUUCACCAACUCUCCUCCCCGUUCUAUACAAAGACAACAAAAAUGAAAAGAAAAUUGGACCAUGGUUCUGAGGUCCGCUCUUUUUCUUUGGGAAAGAAACCAUGCAAAGUCUCAGAAUAUACAAGUACCACUGGACUUGUACCAUGUUCAGCAACACCAACAACUUUUGGAGACCUGCGAGCAGCCAAUGGCCAAGGGCAACAACGACGUCGAAUUACAUCUGUCCAACCACCUACAGGCCUCCAGGAAUGGCUGAAAAUGUUUCAGAGCUGGAGUGGACCAGAGAAAUUGCUUGCUUUAGAUGAACUUAUUGAUAGUUGUGAACCAACACAAGUAAAACAUAUGAUGCAAGUGAUAGAACCCCAGUUUCAACGAGACUUCAUUUCCUUGCUCCCUAAAGAGCUGGCACUUUAUGUGCUUUCAUUCCUGGAACCCAAAGACCUGCUACAAGCGGCUCAGACUUGUCGCUACUGGAGAAUUUUGGCUGAAGACAACCUUCUCUGGAGAGAGAAAUGCAAAGAAGAGGGUAUUGAUGAACCAUUGCACAUCAAGAGAAGAAAAGUAAUAAAACCAGGUUUCAUACAUAGUCCAUGGAAAAGUGCAUAUAUCAGACAGCACAGAAUUGAUACUAACUGGAGGCGAGGAGAACUCAAAUCUCCUAAGGUUCUGAAAGGACAUGAUGAUCAUGUGAUCACAUGCUUGCAGUUCUGUGGUAACCGAAUAGUUAGUGGUUCUGAUGACAACACUUUAAAAGUUUGGUCAGCGGUCACAGGCAAAUGUCUGAGAACAUUAGUGGGACACACAGGUGGAGUAUGGUCAUCACAGAUGAGAGACAAUAUCAUCAUUAGUGGAUCUACAGAUCGGACUCUAAAAGUGUGGAAUGCAGAGACCGGAGAAUGUAUACACACCUUGUAUGGGCAUACUUCCACUGUCCGUUGUAUGCAUCUCCAUGAAAAAAGAGUUGUUAGCGGUUCUCGAGAUGCCACUCUUAGGGUUUGGGAUAUUGAGACAGGCCAGUGUUUACAUGUUUUGAUGGGUCAUGUAGCAGCAGUCCGCUGUGUUCAAUAUGAUGGCAGGAGGGUUGUUAGUGGAGCAUAUGAUUUUAUGGUGAAGGUGUGGGAUCCAGAGACUGAGACCUGUCUACACACGUUGCAGGGGCAUACUAAUAGAGUCUAUUCAUUACAGUUUGAUGGUAUCCAUGUGGUGAGUGGAUCUCUUGAUACAUCAAUUCGAGUUUGGGAUGUGGAGACGGGGAAUUGCAUUCACACGUUAACGGGACACCAAUCGUUAACAAGUGGAAUGGAACUCAAAGACAAUAUUCUUGUCUCUGGGAAUGCAGAUUCGACAGUUAAAAUCUGGGAUAUCAAAACAGGACAAUGUUUACAAACAUUGCAAGGUCCUAACAAGCAUCAGAGUGCUGUAACCUGUUUACAGUUCAACAAGAACUUUGUAAUUACCAGCUCAGAUGAUGGAACUGUAAAACUAUGGGACUUGAAAACGGGUGAAUUUAUUCGAAACCUAGUCACAUUGGAGAGUGGGGGGAGUGGGGGAGUUGUGUGGCGGAUCAGAGCCUCAAACACAAAGCUGGUGUGUGCAGUUGGGAGUCGGAAUGGGACUGAGGAAACCAAGCUGCUGGUGCUGGACUUUGAUGUGGACAUGAAGUGAAGAGCAGAAAAGACUAAUUUGUCCAAAUGUGUAGACGAUAUACUCCCUACCCUUCUCCGUGGAAAAAAAAAAAAAAAAAAAAAAAAAAAAAGAAAAACAGAAAAAAAGAGAAAAAAAAGAAAGAAAAAAGAAAAGAAAAAGAAAAAAUAUCCCUUGUUCUCAGUGGUGCAGGAUGUUGGCUUGGGGCAACAGAGCGAAAAGAUCUACAGACUAAGAAGGAAAAGAGGAAGACAUGACAAACCGUAACUGACAAGAGAGGCGUCCGCUGUCUCAUCACAUAAAAGGCUUCACUUUUGACUGAGGGCAGCUUUGCAAAAUGAGACUUUCUAAAUCAAACCAGGUGCAAUUAUUUCUUUAUUUUCUUCUCCAGUGGUCAUUGGGCAGCGUUAAGGCUGAAGCUUCGUUACAGAUUCUGCUAGCCUGUCCUUUUACCACUGAGACCUAGAAAGGAGCUGCAAUAACAUCCAAACAAGGACUGGCUGACUUUCUAAUUAGAGAGCAUCUGCAACAAAAAGUCAUUUUUCUGGAGUGGAAAAGCUAAAAAAAAAAAAAAAUUACUGUGAAUUGUUUUUGUACAGUUAUCAUGAAAAGCUUUUUUUUUUUUUUUUUUUUUUUUGCCAACCAUUGCCAAUGUCAAUCAAUCACAGUAUUAGCCUCUGUUAAUCUAUUUACUGUCGCUUCCACAUACACUCUUCAAUGCAUAUGUUGCUCAAAGGUGGCAAGUUGUCCUGGGUUCUGUGAGUCCUGAGAUGGAUUUAAUUCUUGAUGCUGGUGCUAGAAGUAGGUCUUCAAAUAUGGGAUUGUUGUCCCACCCCUGUACUGUACUCCCAGUGGCCAAACUUAUUUAUGCUGCUAAAUGAAAGAAAGAAAAAAGCAAAUUAUUUUUUUUUAUUUUUUUUCUGCUGUGACGUUUUAGUCCCAGACUGAAUUCCAAAUUUGCUCUAGUUUGGUUACAGAAAAAAGACUUUUUGCCACUGAAACUUGAACCAUCUGUGCCUCUAAGAGGCUGAGAAUGGGAGAGUUUCAGAUAAUAAAGAGUGAAGUUUGCCUGCAAGUAAAGAAUUGAGAGUGUGUGCAAAGCUUAUUUUCUUUUAUCUGGGCAAAAAUUAAAACACAUUCCUUGGAACAGAGCUAUUGCCGCCUGUUCUGUGGAGAAACUUUUCUUUUUUGAGGGCUGUGGUGAAUGGAUGAACGUACAUAAGAAAACUGACAAAAUAUUUUAAGAAUAUAUAAAACAAAAUAAAGUUGCUGGUCAGUCUUAGUGUUUUACAGUAUUUGGGAAAACAACUGUUACAGUUUUAUUGCUCUGAGAAACUGACAAAGCAGAAACUAUUCAGUUUUUGUAGUAAAGGCGUCACACGCAAACAAACGAAAUGAAUGAAAAAGUCAAAUGGUUUGCCUCAUUCUCCAAGAGCCACAACUCAAGCUGAACUGUGAAAGUGGUUUAACACUGUAUCCUAGGUGAUCUUUUUUUCCUCCUCCUGUUUAUUUUUUUUUGUUUUAUUUAUAGUCUGAUUUAAAACAAUCAGAUUCAACUUGGUUAAUUUUAGUUAUGUAACAACCUGACAUGAUGGAGGAAAACAACCUUUAAAGGGAUUGUGUCUAUGGUUUGAUUCACUUAGAAAUUUUAUUUUCUUAUAACUUAAGUGCAAUAAAAUGUGUUUUUUCAUGUUA